AAGCUAUCUGGGCUGCGCAUUUCAAGGUUCGCAUGUCUAUUUCUUCUGUUGGAGCCUGAAACCUGAAACCACUCUGUUUUUGCGCCUUCUCAAAAAUCUCCGCCACUUUUCGUCUCCCAUUUCUGUCGGAGUUCUGCAGAGAGAAACCGAGAGAGGGAGAGCUACAGUGUAUCGUUGAUGUUCAUGGCGUUACAAGCAGCAAUUUCGAGGAAGGCGAUAGACCGGAGCCUGAGAUGCUUCUGCGUCGGAGUUAGAUCCAUGUCGUCUUGGUGGAAGAGCGUGGAACCGGCUCCGAAAGAUCCGAUUCUAGGCGUUACUGAAGCUUUCUUGGCCGAUCCGAGUCCUAGCAAAGUCAAUGUCGGAGUAGGUGCAUAUCGAGAUGAUAACGGAAAGCCGGUGGUGCUCGAAUGUGUCAGGGAAGCUGAACGGAGGAUCGCAGGAAACCUGAAUAUGGAGUAUCUUCCAAUGGGAGGGAGUACAAAUAUGGUGGAAGAAACACUGAAGCUGGCUUAUGGAGAUAAUUCUGACUUCGUCAAAGAUAAGAGGAUAGCAGCUAUACAGUCUCUUUCUGGAACUGGAGCAUGUCGUAUUUUUGCUGACUUUCAAAAGCGUUUCCUUCCUGAUUCCCAAAUCUAUAUACCAGUCCCCACAUGGUCCAACCACCAUAACAUCUGGAGAGAUGCACAAGUUCCUCAAAGGACAUACCAUUACUAUCAUGCAGAGUCUAGGGGAUUAGACUUUGCAGCACUCAUGGAUGACAUAAAGAAUGCUCCCAAUGGUUCAUUCUUUCUACUUCACGCAUGUGCUCACAAUCCUACUGGAGUGGAUCCCACGGAGGAACAAUGGAGAGAGAUAUCGUACCAGUUUAAGGUUAAAGGUCAUUUUGCCUUCUUUGACAUGGCAUACCAAGGUUUUGCUAGCGGUGAUCCAGAAAAAGAUGCAAAGUCCAUCAGGAUCUUUCUCGAGGAUGGCCAUCAUAUUGGAAUUGCUCAGUCAUACGCUAAAAAUAUGGGACUCUAUGGCCAGAGAGUAGGAUGUCUAAGUGUGCUCUGCGAAGACGAAAAACAAGCAGUGGCUGUGAAAAGUCAGCUGCAGCAGCUUGCCCGACCCAUGUACAGUAAUCCACCUGUUCAUGGAGCAUUGGUAGUUUCAAUCAUCCUUGGGGAUCCAGACUUGAAGAAGUUAUGGCUGAAGGAAGUUAAGGUAAUGGCAGAUCGAAUAAUCGGUAUGCGAACUGCUCUACGAGAAAACCUUGAAAAGUUGGGAUCACCAUUAUCAUGGGAACAUAUAACCAAACAGAUUGGCAUGUUCUGUUACAGUGGAUUGACACCCGAACAGGUCGACCGUUUGACAAAUGAAUAUCACAUUUACAUGACUCGAAAUGGCCGCAUAAGUAUGGCAGGUGUUACAAGCGGGAACGUAUCAUACCUGGCAAACUCCAUUCAUGAGGUGACAAAAUCUGCUUGAUUGCGACUCACAAAUUUUGUUCGUAACGACACUACAGGGGAGUCUCCGCCUUGGUGAAUAAUAAGGUACUACAAUCCUUCCAUCUUCCUUUUCUAACUGGGGAAGGGAGGGGGGCCACACAGAUUAAACAUUGAUUUUUGUCCUCGUAAAUCAUGUUAAUUUUGGAUUUCCAAGUUUUUGAGUAUGAUUAUGUCAGUUUGGAUUGUCAAAUUGGUCAGAAUAUACUUUAAUUUUCCAUUGCCGGCUAAAUAAUUAAAUAAUUGAUCCAUUUGCUUUUCUUAUA
This is a messenger RNA of Cucurbita maxima (winter squash), 1750 nucleotides long. RefSeq names its product aspartate aminotransferase, mitochondrial-like. Gene Ontology annotation, molecular function: L-aspartate:2-oxoglutarate transaminase activity; pyridoxal phosphate binding. The coding region runs from base 178 to 1467 and encodes 429 amino acids. Lineage: Eukaryota; Viridiplantae; Streptophyta; Magnoliopsida; Cucurbitales; Cucurbitaceae. Gene Ontology annotation, biological process: biosynthetic process; amino acid metabolic process. The transcript is spliced from 10 exons. The record is from RefSeq and is a predicted model, not a curated record. Gene Ontology annotation, cellular component: mitochondrion.